CUGUUGUUUAGGUGGUUGUACUUUCGCCAUCUUUGUCCUACUCGUUUGACUCAUUCUCACACAGUAGUCCUAUGGCUGACGAAGCUGAGCUUUUGGAUUACGAAGAUGAAGAGCAAGAAACAGUUCAAGAGGCAAGACCUAAUGGAGAAGCUACAGCAAAGAAAGGUGUCAAAGGGGCAUACGUCACCAUACACAGUUCGGGAUUCCGUGAUUUCAUUCUCAAGCCGGAAUUAUUAAGAGCCAUCGUUGAUUGUGGCUUCGAACAUCCAUCUGAAGUUCAACAUGAAUGUAUACCUCAAGCCAUUUUAAGUAUGGAUGUACUGUGCCAAGCAAAGUCUGGGAUGGGCAAGACUGCCGUAUUCGUCAUAGCUACACUACAACAGCUCGAUCCCGAAGGAGAAGCCAAUACAACUGUUCUAGUCCUCUGUCACACAAGAGAACUUGCUUUCCAAAUAAGUAAAGAAUACGAACGAUUCUCUAAAUACAUGCCAAAGAUAAAGGUAAGAAGUGAGUACUAUAUUUUACCUUGAAGGUGGGUGUGUUCUUUGGUGGGAUGCCAAUACGUAAGGAUAUUGAAACACUAACAAAAUCUCCCGUUCACAUCGUUGUGGGGACUCCUGGUCGUAUUCUGGAUCUAGUGAGGAGUAAAACAUUAAAGCUACAACAUGUCAAACACUUCAUCAUUGAUGAAUGUGAUAAAAUGCUGGAUACGCUCGAUAUGCGGCGUGAUGUUCAAGAAAUAUUCCGCAUGACUCCACAUCAAAAACAAGUCAUGAUGUUUAGCGCAACCAUGAGCAAAGAAAUACGCCCUGUUUGCAGAAACUUCAUGCAAGACCCGUUGGAAAUAUUUAUCGAGAAUGACUCGAAGUUGACUUUGCAUGGUCUACGGCAGCAUUAUGUUAAAGUCAAGGAAAAUGAGAAAAACAGAAAGCUUUUUGAGCUUCUUGAUGAACUGCAGUUCAACCAGGUAAGCUUUGGAAAUGAUGUUUGCCAUGCUAAUACUGAUGUGGGCUAGUGCCUGAUCACAUGCGUUUAAGCGCUUUUUUUCUGAAAUACCCUUUAAAGCUGUUCAUAUCGCUUUAGGUUAUAAUCUUCGUCAAAUCCGUUCAACGAUGUAUGGCUUUGGCUCAGUUACUGGUCGACCAGAACUUCCCCGCGAUUGCAAUGCACCGUAAUAUGGCUCAGGAAGAACGUUUGGAACGUUAUCAAGCAUUUAAGAACUUUCAGAAACGUUUACUAGUGGCUACCAAUCUCUUCGGUCGAGGUAUGGACAUUGAACGUGUCAAUAUCGUCUUCAACUAUGAUAUGCCAGAAGAUUCCGACACCUACCUUCACAGAGUACGUUAGCAGUUCGAAAGUAAAGUAAUUCUGAUUUAGGUUGCUCGAGCUGGUCGUUUCGGAACUAAAGGAUUAGCCAUAACCUUCAUAUCAGAUGAAGUCGACGCGAAGGUACUCAACGAAGUACAAAAUCGUUUUGAAGUUAAUAUCAGCGAGCUUCCUGACGUUAUGGAAAUAUCCAGCUACAUGGAAGACCGAUAAUUUGUAUUUACCUGUACAUUGUUUCUACUUUGUCUAUAUUUCAAAUGCAAGUAUUUAUCAACCUAUGGUCUUUCCAUCAGGAAUUCUCUUCUUAAAUCUUAAGCUAGUUUUGGUUCGAAGUGCCAAAGUAGGAACUAAAUUAGAAAUCCAAACGAUUGCAAGUUUUGAGCCCCACCCGAGUAAACUACAUACGGUAAAGCAAUAGUAGCUUAUGAAUACAUCCACGAGUAUUCCGAUAUGCUUGACUACAUGGUUCCAUUUGUUUAUCGAGUAUACAAGAGGCUUGUUACUUUAAAUCAUCGUCAGUGAGGCAUCGCACACCCAUCAGGUUGGCCUUGCUCUUGUCGCUCCAAGGAUGGUGCUAUCCGGCUCUGCUGUGCUUGUUGCCGGUCAUCGACUGGGUCCUAGGGAUCUGACGAACACAAGUCACUCUUUAGGUUUAACAGUAUCCUGCCAUCCACGGUGGCUGUGUGCAGUUAUAUGAAUUCGGUCGGCGUUGGUCUUUAAACUUUUCUUGACACUCAGGAUUUGCUGCAUGCAGUACGUUUUGGUUAUGGUGGGAGACCCGUGGCCUAUUCACUUUGGGCGGAACGUUAACACGAUUGGCUGGUCAUAUCUUGAUGUUAUCCCUUGUAUGUAGAUGUUGGGUUCGGUUGAUUGAACUGAUUCCCAUUGUUAGUAGGCUGCAAAUGUUUCCUGUGAGGCAUUUACGGCACUAGUCCUACGGGUCUCGCGCCAGACUAGCAGGUGCCAAUUGGUGGGUAGGGUCCGAUCUGUUAGGGCUUCAAGCAGUGACCUGAAGUAGCUGUAGGACUAACACCGAUAGGUUUGUAGUGGUAACGUGGGCGAACAUGUCUCUUAACAUCCGUUUCAUUGGUUAUCUAGACUUUGCUCAUGUUACUUCGAAUGGUGAGAAUCCAUCUUAAUUCAGUCUCCCUGUGUUUCUGGGAGGAUUAUGUCAACCGACGGUGAUUUUUCCUAUAUAAGGUGCCGUCGGUUCGUCGCACUCCUAUUAACCUUACUAGUUGCAUGAGUGGUGUUUUGUGUGGAACCAAGUAACUGCAGUCGUGCGCAUACAAAAGGACGUCAAGAGUAGUGUUCUUACCACCACUGAGGAAAACUGUAGAAAGGUUUAUAACCAAGAAUAUUUCCAGUUGUCUCGUACAACGAAUGCAUCGUGUAGUUUUAAGGGGUGUUAUUAUCCGUAAGAUUAUUGCGUGGGUCGUUACGUAUUAGUCGAAUAUUGGUAGGAUUAGUACUGCCUCUCCUGUGUUACACGUACUUCAAGAGGUUCGAAACACGAACCGUAGGGUAUAUUUCAGUUCAAAUUACAUUUCCUGAUCCUCAAUCCGAUCCUAUAGACACCAAAUGGUUACAUUUAUCUCAUCAGCUUCGUUUACCUGGUACAAAUAAUGCAGCAGAUGGUCCGUCGUGUUUUUUGAUCAACGUUGCGUGGUCAUCAAUACUAAUAAGCUUACGUUUAAGGGUUUGGUCGUAGGAAUUUACUUCCAGAUGUAAUCGCCCUCAUCAAUGAGUUUAGGUAUCUGCCAAUCUCAAAACAAUUUAGUUUUUAUUUUCAAGUUUCAUUGGAAUUGUAAAAAUCUAGUUAUUACUGUAAGGGUUCGGGGAGAUUACGGGAUCUCAUAACUGGCAUCAUAAAUUGAUCUAAUCUAGUAAAGCAGUGAAAGUCAAAACAGCGAGUAGCUGUUUCGUCGUCAAGGUUCUAGGUCCAAUCAGCUUUUGGGUCGUGGAUGUUUGGCGCUGCGAAGUAUUGUAGUAGAACGAAACGGAUGUUCGGUGGUUAUUUAGUCAGUAAGUUCACGAUUUAAAUUACAAAGUUAGCUAUUUUAUGUCUGAGACUUCUUAAGAAAUAUAUCUAGAUAGGAAUGUUCUGUCUACAGCUGAAAUAAUGCUCACAGUUUUCCAGAUUUGACUCUUAUAACAUGACAAGAUCAUACUAAUUGUCUUCCUUUCUUUACCUUCAUUUUUUGUGUGAGUUGAUUUAUUAAAUAAACUUAAUAUAGUAACGAUGGCUUAUAAGAUAAUUAGGUUUCUUUCCGUGUACUCUGGUCUAUAAAGUAAACAAUGAUGUAACAAUAAGUCUGUUUACGUUAAUCAUAUAGUCGUGGUAGCAGCCAAUGGCUCCCACACUGGAUGCUUGUAUCCACACGUCUUGUAAGAUGUCCAGCGUUUAUUAGGUUCCCUAAUUUCCUUUGAAUAGGAUUGUUAUUAUUUACAGUUCCACUGAGAUUUUAUGUUAUGUUUGGUAAACUAAUUCAUUGUUCAGUCGUUGCUGUGCUUGUUAACUGGAUACAUUUUUGUGUUUAUUUGUCCAGUGAUUUUAUAAUUGUGUUUUUACCCAGCGACUUCCCUGUUUGUGUGCUUAGUCAAUGUUUAUUUUCAUAAAUAAUACAACCAGUUAUCAUAGUUUCCAAGUGAGUGUACCACUAAUAACUAACAGUCUAAACCCACAGCCUGUCAAAGCAUCGAACCCAAAACAUUCAGGUGUCAAGUUGGGCCCCAUACCAGAACGAACCAUCUAUUUAGUAUUAUCUGGUUCUCAAUGACAUCCCAACUGAGAUCAAUCUGUGAAGAAUACAAUCUACAAAUCAGACCAAUUUUCGCAAGACCUUCGAGUGAUAUUUCUGAUUGUUGUACAUAUAUCCUACUCGUUUAUAUUUCCAGUUUUAUGAUUCAUUGGCUUUUUGCUAAAAUAAAUUGAAUUUUUUUGAAAGGUUAAUUUCUAGUCAACUGAACAACAUUCCGUUCUUCUCUAUUCUGUAUAAAUCAUUUUAAAAAAAAUAAAAAGGUAAAUCAACAAUAUUUACAGAAUAAAUGAAUUCAUUGUACUACAAGUGAGUUUUUAUCAACUACAAAGAUACUAUUCCUCUAUAGUUGAUUCCAAUAUCAACAUGGAGUGAGAAAAUAUGAUUUCUCUAUUAACUUCAUGCAUACUGAUAGACUUGUAUCUUGAGCCCACGCCUCCGAACAUCCCCGUCUGGUACCGUCGACUUCAGUCAAGUUUGGCGAAAGCUGGACUGAUCACCCACGCUCUUGUCAACGCACCCAGUCGAUAUUUUGGUUUCGAAUGUUUGGCAUACGCUUGGUCUCGAACUUGGUCGUUAUGGUCGCUUCUGGUUCCUCGGCUCAACGUGGUUUCGUCCUACGUCUGCAGUGUUUCCGGUCCGCAUCCCUACGAACGCAGUCUUCAGAUUCUGGAUACAAACAACUCUGAUGUGGUAUGCCAACCCGAGCAACAAAUACAACACACCGCUUCUGGUACCGUUAUCCGAAAAGGACCUUCGUUGGCAACUCGACGAUCAAUGAUCGCUUUCCUGUUCGGCCAAUUCUUCCGUCCUACAAUCGCUCGUCAGCCAAUCAGUCCCACGAUUCAAACCGCUACUUAUCGAAAGUGUAAACCCUUUCUAGCGGGGGGCUCCUGUAGUGACUUACUUUCACCACAAGAACACGAUUGAUUUAAUGAAAACAAUUAUUAUUAUAACCAAUUGUACCUGUGCUUGUUUUAAUGUACUUCUGUUUAACUGUGCUAAUGACAUCCAUAUUACUACUCCAUUACUCCUCAUUACUUUUUUCCGCGGAUUGUGACAUCGUACGUUCGUACUCUUACCCGCUGAUUUCACUUGUACUUCUUUUGGCACGAUCUUGGUAUUCGUUCGAUACCACGAGAUCGCCAACGAAAUAAAUCUGGUUACGUUCAAUCUUCGCCUUCUGAUUUGUUUGGCACUUGUUUCCUUGUAGUGGUGUUCAUAGUCAAUCUCUACUCGACUCCAUGUUACAGACUUAACC
Molecule: messenger RNA, 5346 nt
Organism: Schistosoma haematobium
Lineage: Eukaryota; Metazoa; Platyhelminthes; Trematoda; Strigeidida; Schistosomatidae
Product: Spliceosome RNA helicase ddx39b
Exons: 3
Coding region: 72-530 (152 amino acids)
Biological process (GO): mRNA export from nucleus; mRNA splicing, via spliceosome
Molecular function (GO): RNA helicase activity; RNA binding; ATP binding
Source: RefSeq, a predicted model, not a curated record